AUUGCUUAGACAAUGGAAAUAAUAAAAAGGCUGUCCAAGAAGCGGACAAGUUGAUGAAAAAGCAGAAAGAGUUUCACUGUGCCAAGGUGUUAAAAGCGUUAGCGUUGCUGCGUUUGGAUCGCAAAGACAAUUGCGUCAAUCUAUUAGAGGAGGUUCACGUACUGCGUCCUACCGAUGAUCCAACGUUGCAAGCCAUGACCAUUUGUUACCGGGAACUACAAAAACCCGAGUUGAUAGCGGACGCGUACGACAAUGCGGCGAAGCGGGAACCGACGAACGAGGAGUUUCUAUCUCACCUCUUCAUGGCGUACGUGCGCUGCGGAAACUACAAGAAGCAGCAGCAAACUGCCAUGGCACUAUACAAGAUCGCUCCGAAAAACCCCUACUACUUCUGGGCUGUCAUGAGCAUUAUCAUGCAGGCGCACACGUCGGAGAACAGCCUCGCGUGCAAGAUGUACCUCCCUCUCGCCGAGCGCAUGCUGCAGAAGUUCGUGAAGGAGGAGAAGGUCGAGGCUGAGACCGAGGUGCAGCUCUACCUGAACGUGCUCGAGAUGGCGUCCAAACACCAGGAGGCGCUGCACGUGCUGGAGGGACCGCUCGGAGCCGUGUUCAAAGUCACUGCCAAUUCCAAGUGGAGCUUUCGACACACAAAGCGGGCGGAGCUGUGGAUGAAGCUGGAACAGUGGCAGGAAGCCAACUCCGCAUACAAGCAGUUGAUCAAUGAAGAUUCAGAUCAGUGGCAGCACUACGCAGAAUAUUUCAAGUCGAUGUUUGCUCUCGUAGACAGUGGGUGGCAGCCAGAAACAGGCUUUGAAAACGGAGCCGACAUGCCGGCCUGCGACUACACUGUCGACAUGGCACUGAAUUUUGUCGGCGGGCUGGCCGCAACCGAAGACAUCCAACCUUCCAAAAGGCUACGCGGCCCCUACCUAGCGCAGCUUGAGCUGCUGAGGCUCCUGAGGGCCCGGGGGAAAGACGAGGCGUCGGAGAGGCUAGUGCCGCAGCAGCUGCUGCUGCAGUACUUUGAGAUAUUCGGUGACAAGGCUUGCUGUUACUCAGACCUCGCGGAAUACCUGGAUCUGAUCGGGGCGGGCAGUCAACAGUUUCUGGCAGAGAUUAGAGAAACGAUGAAGUUUGGAGAAAGUGGUGAGAGGGAGUGGUUUGCGAGCGGUGCGCGCGCAAUGCAGAGGCACGUGUGCUGGCUGCGCGUCUGCCGUCGCCUUGGCGACGCGCACGUGCGCACGGACGCGGAGCGGCGCUCGCUAGCGGAAGAGCUGACAGCGAGGCACCGCGAGGGUCUCUCUCUCGGCCACGACCUCCUCUCCACCGACAUGCAGUACAGCGACGACUACUGCAUCAUGGCUGUACACGUGCUCUACGACGUGUGGUGCCAGUCAGAUGAAGAUAUGCAGCUUUGGAAGAUGUGUGCCUUACUUGAAACUGCAUUAAAGUCGAGUCCAUCAAACUUCCACAUGAAGUUACUGCUAAUCAAACUCUAUAGCAUUCUAGGUGUUUAUGGCCCUUCAGUUGGUAUCCAAUUGGAACUUCGACAUAUACAAUGGGAUACCUUAGGCUACAUGUACACAGGGCCCGUACUGAGGGUCGGACAUUACUCCGCUGUCAACCAGGCGGUCAACGAAGCGCUGCGGUUCUUUUCCGUCAACUACAGGGAUACGAGCGAGUACAUCAUAUCGGCAUACAAAUACGGUUCGUUUACAAAGGUGCUGGAGUUUGUGCGCUUCCGCGAGCGCCUCAACAACUCGCUACAGUUUGCCGUCUUCACCGCUGAGAAGCUCGUUCUAGACCUGAUGAUGGAGACCAGCAGUCACGCGUCUGCGGAGAAGCUGCUUCGCUUCAUGGACAUAGACCCUGAGGAUGACAAGACAAAGUGGGAAGAUCUACGCGACAGAGAUCUAGACGUGAUGCUGUGCUGGGAUCCGCCCGAACACAGGCUGACUGAGGAGCAACGCCAGCAAUCAUUUUCCGAGCAGUACCAAUGGCUGAAACUCAGGAAUUUCAUGCUGCGUGCAUUUUCAGCCUCUAUGCAUAUGUGCCAGUCAGUGCCUGAUAGUCUCACAGAUGGGCUAGCACUGCAUGCUGUUAAUGGUAACAAGAAAAACAUGCCAGAGCUUCUGGAAUCACUGAUCGGUCAGUUGGAGCAACUCCUGAAAGAUCUGAGCGAUCAGCACACUUGCGAGAGAAAAUAUCCACUACAGGGUCCAUUCAGUACACUCAUCCAUCCAUAUAUGACGGGACAGCACAGCAUUACCUUGAUAUGCUUACUAAAGCUCGUUCACUCUUACCAGCAGCAGCAAGAAAGAAUAGGAGAGCAGGAUGACGGACGGCUGGGCGCGCUCGCUCAGCAGCUCGAGCAGCACUGGCAGACGAUCGGGGAGCGUGUGAGCGAGGGAUUCGCCGCCUCCGCAGCUCCACAGCAGAACGGACACCAGCAGGUCAACGCCGCGGCGCUCACGCAGAUCGUGCUCGCGACGGAGACGCUCUCCCACAGUUGCCUCCUCAUCGGAAUCUGCGACAAACUACUCCAGCCGAUGAAGCCAAUUUUGGGGAAGAAGAGUAAAAAGAAGAAAGAGGCAGCAUUGCACGUGGCACAGAUGAUGAAUGUGUUUGCCUCACUAAUAUCAAAACUAGAGAAAUUUGCUCAGACCCUGCAGGCGACUGUAACUAGCGAUUUUCUCUCUCUGGAGACGAGGCAUUUGCAGAUGGAAGCAGAGUUGCCAAACAAGGAUGCUAUUGAAGCUGUGUGGGCGAAGGCGCAGAGCAGCUAUGCUCAGUCCGGCAGGGAGAUAGGUGACAUGAUCGAACUGAAGCUGAAAUACGUAGCGUCGUUCGCACGAUCGUUCACUCCCUCUCGACCCAAGUGAAGAGGCAGUGGCCAUGUUGGUUUUUGACUCGGCGCAUAUGUGGACGACGUCGAUGACAUGAGUGUGUGCAUGGAUAGCAGCAGCAGCAGCAGCAGCAGCAGCAGCAACAGCAGCAGCAGCAGCAGCAGCAGCGUCAGCAGCAGCAGCAGCAACAACAACAACAACAACAAUAACAGCAACAUGUGUGUUUAACUCUGAGAAACUCUGUGCUGUUAGUCCACAGCGGUGUGUUUGCCGUGUGACCGAGUGGCUGUGAGAGCAGACAUAAUACAAUACAGUUAUAAAGGAGGAAUGGUGCCAUUGCCGCGGCACUGCGAUGAAAUUGAUUGCAUCUAAAAUUUUCGUCAUGUUACCGAUGAUGAUGACCUCUGAUUCAAAAUAACCCAUCAUGCUUUGAGAUUGAGCUUUUACGACGGUUUACUUGUUUGUAGAUACUUUGUAUUGAUAAUGUGUUAUUAAAUAGAAAAACCUUUUUAAAACAAGUUAAAA
Molecule: messenger RNA, 3371 nt
Organism: Priapulus caudatus
Lineage: Eukaryota; Metazoa; Priapulida; Priapulimorpha; Priapulimorphida; Priapulidae
Product: N-alpha-acetyltransferase 25, NatB auxiliary subunit-like
Biological process (GO): N-terminal peptidyl-methionine acetylation
Cellular component (GO): NatB complex; cytoplasm
Molecular function (GO): protein binding; protein-N-terminal amino-acid acetyltransferase activity
Source: RefSeq, a predicted model, not a curated record